Gossypium raimondii (Peruvian cotton) is the source of this 1419-nucleotide messenger RNA. RefSeq names its product probable methyltransferase At1g29790. The transcript has a single exon. Lineage: Eukaryota; Viridiplantae; Streptophyta; Magnoliopsida; Malvales; Malvaceae. Bases 1 to 1419 code for a protein of 472 amino acids. The record is from RefSeq and is a predicted model, not a curated record.
AUGCAGAAACCAAGUGGGUUGAAAUCUCGAAAAUGUCUUCCUGCUGGCCUUCCUGUAAUGCUAUGUCUGUGUGUGCUUGGAAGCAUCCUAACGGCUGCAAUCUUAAGCUCCAACAUCUUCUAUUCCGAGCUACUCUUCAGAUCCACCACUUCCGUGGCCAGUGUCUCCCGAGGCCAACUCGUCUUGCCUCAUUCACUUCUGAAUCAAAUCGCUGAUUUACAAAGCCAAGUGGGAGUUCUGCUGGAGCAGUUACAUGGUGCAAGUGCAGAAUCCAAAGCACUAACAACAUUUGCUGAUCAACUUCUACAUAUUGCCACAUCUUUAGACAAGUUUGCAGAAGCCUUAUCAGAUUUCUACGACAGCAAUUCAUCCGGUACAAAUGAAGUCAGCACUGUAGACGAAGACUUCAGCGACCCUGAUGAAAGCGAAAUCAACCAAGGAUCAGAUACUCAUAGUUUUAACUCAGGUGAGCUUCAUAACUACACCGCAUUGAAACCAAAUAGGCUGAUUGGGAAGAAAAACUUCCUUGGGGUGGAAGCUAUUAGCCCAUCUGUAGGACUCCUUUGUGCCAACAUGGCCUCAAAUGUAGAUCGCUUUAUGGGUUAUAAGAUCUAUAGGAUGUGCCCUGAUGACUGGGACAUCGCUCAGAAGCUUAUGAUCAGUGGCUGCGAUCCAUUACCAAGAAGACGAUGCUUCUCGAAAACACCUCCACGUUACAGUGAACCACUUCCAAUAAACUCGUCCCUUUGGUCUCAACCGGCUGACACCAACAUUAUGUGGAGUCACUACAAGUGCAAAGAUUACUCCUGUCUUGUGUCUAAUGGAACAAUAGGCGAAAGAGGCUUCUUCAAAUGUUCAAACUGCUUUGAUCUUUCGAAAAGAGGAUGGGAAAUCCCAACCAACGAAUCAACUUCAGCUGAGUUCACCAUAGAUGAAGUUCUUAGAUUGAAGCCAGGAGAGAUCAGAAUUGGACUUGAUUUUAGCCCCACAACCGGCACAUUUGCUGCACUAAUGAAGGAAAGAAAUGUAACAAUUGCAUCAGCUACCCUAAACUUAGGGGCUCCUUUUAAUGAGGUGAUUGCACUUAGAGGCCUCUUACCUCUCUACCUAUCAAUUGGCUCAAGACUGCCAUUCUUUGAUAACACACUCGAUAUUGUACAUUCUACCCUAUUUUUAGAUGGGUGGAUGGGAUUAGAUCUUCUUCAGUUUGUACUUCAUGAUUGGGAUCGUGUUCUUCGACCCAAAGGACUUCUUUGGGUGGAUCGAUUCUUCUGCAAAAGAGAUGAGUUGAAGAUGUAUUUGGAUGAAUUUUCCAGGCUACACUACAAGAAGCUACUGUGGAGAGUUGUUCCAAAGACAGAUAAAUUGGAGGAUGAGUCUUUCUUUUCUGCUGUAUUGGAAAAACCACUUCGAUCAUAA